AUGAAGAGAAAAUGGGAUAUCGAGAAAGAUCAUGUGGAGAACCUUCGACAACGAAUUUCCAAUAAGGAUGGGAAGAUAGACCGACAGGAGGCCGAGAUCCAGCAACUUCAAGAGGAAUUGGACAAAUAUCGUCUGUUUGAGUAUGUCCCCGAGGAGAUAGAUAACUUACGGACUCGUUUGGGCAUGUUUCAAAGACUUGCUAGUGAUAAAACGUUACUAGCCGAUAAUCUGGAGAGUCAAAAUGGUUCCCUUAGGCUUCAAAAUCGAUAUCUUCAUGAAGAUCGGCGACGAAUUUUGAGGGAAAAAGUUGUGGCCGAACAGUCCAACCGAGAUCUUAUUGAAAGGACCAAGGGUUUCGAUAAGCUGUCCACCGAGCAGGGUCGUGCUAAGGAUCUGGAGCGAGAUGUGCACAACCUCGGGCAAGAGGUGGAGCAGUGGAAGAAGGCUGAAGGCGAGAUGAAGGUUAAUCUCCAAGCCGCCGAGUCGAGGUCCGAGCAGCUUUCUCAGCAGAUUGUGGACGAGAGAAACGCUCAUCAGAGCGAUCUUGCUGAGGAGAUCAAGGCCGGUGUAAACGAGUACAUCGCGCAAAAGCGCCGCGAGGUUUCUCAGAGGAAGGGAGGGGCCGGUGCUGCUCCACCCAGGAGUUUAUCACGCCUUUUGUAG
Messenger RNA from Papaver somniferum (opium poppy), 663 nucleotides. RefSeq names its product testis-expressed protein 9-like. Bases 1 to 663 code for a protein of 220 amino acids. The record is from RefSeq and is a predicted model, not a curated record. NCBI's taxonomy places the organism in Eukaryota, Viridiplantae, Streptophyta, Magnoliopsida, Ranunculales, Papaveraceae. The transcript is spliced from 2 exons.